Hyla sarda is the source of this 933-nucleotide messenger RNA. Its product is annotated as olfactory receptor 49-like. The transcript has a single exon. Gene Ontology annotation, cellular component: membrane. Gene Ontology annotation, biological process: G protein-coupled receptor signaling pathway. The record is from RefSeq and is a predicted model, not a curated record. The coding region runs from base 1 to 933 and encodes 310 amino acids. NCBI's taxonomy places the organism in Eukaryota, Metazoa, Chordata, Amphibia, Anura, Hylidae. Gene Ontology annotation, molecular function: G protein-coupled receptor activity; olfactory receptor activity.
AUGCAGGAUGCCAACAGAUCCACAGUGAAUGAAUUUUUUCUUUUGGGCUUUUCCAACUUGCACUCAUUUCAGCGUUUACUCUUUUGUGUUGUUCUUGUGGCCUAUACCAUUUGUGUUUUGGGAAAUUUUACUAUUAUUCUCUUAGUUAGAACUGAGUCUUCUCUUCAUACUCCAAUGUACUUCUUUAUCAGUAUAUUUACGGUUUUAGAGAUAUUGUUUGCCUCAGUCACAAUUCCAAAACUUCUAGCUAUUCUCAUUCAAACUAAGAAGACCAUUUCUUUUUUUGGUUGCUUUGUCCAAAUGUAUACCUUCAAUGCCCUUGGAGAAACAGAGUGCUUCCUGCUAGUUCUGAUGGUCUUUGACCGAUAUCUGGCUAUAAAUAACCCAUUACGGUACUCAGCCAUAAUGAAUAGUCAGUUCUGUCAUAGAAUAGCAACCCUUCCAUGGUUUCUUGGUUUCAUUACAUCAUUCAUUCCUAGUAUUUUUACUUUCCUAUUGGACUUUUGUGGACCAAAUGAAGUUGACCACUUCUUUUGUGACCUUGCACCAUUACAAAAUUUGGCAUGUUCAGACCCAUUUAUCAGUAAUAUGACAACUAGUUUGGCGGCUGUUCUGGCAACUGUUUUGCCCUUUUUUACUAUAAUGAGUUUCUACAUUCACAUCAUAUACACCGUGUUGAAAAUUAAAAGUGCUGAGGGUAAAAUGAAAGCUUUUUCAACUUGCUCGUCCCAUCUCAUAGUAGCAUCUUUGUUUUAUGGUUCUGCUAUUGUUGUGUAUGUCAGGCCCAAAGGCAGUCACUAUGACAAGUUUCUUGCUCUCAUGUACACUGUUAUUAUACCAGUUCUGAACCCUUUUAUCUACACAUUCAGAAAUAGAGAGGUAAAGGAUGCCUUAAGAAAAACAAUUAAACAAUUUAUCAAGGUUUUACGUUGA